CUUCGGACAUGAAUGUGGGGGGUUGAACCCGAGAACACCCCCCCCCCUUACCUACGUCCUUGGAUUGGGGUUUUCCCCCUACUCUGCAUAGAGAUGCUGCUGCAGAUGUGGCCUCCAACGUAGCCUGAGGGCAGUCUCUUUUUAAAAAUAACUCACCACGCUGCAGGCCAGAGAUGCCCCACUCUUUCCAGGAUCAGGGAAGAUGUGAUUUCCCCCCCUGACUGCACAGGGAAAGCAGAGCAGAGCGGCUCCUGGUUCCUGCACGGCUGACCAUGGGCCAAGCAAAGAGCCGGCGAAGACCACACCAGGAAAUCUGGGCCGGGACAGACUUGAACCAGCUGCCUCAGGAGCUGCUGGUGCUGAUCCUGAGCUGGGUGCCCGGCCAGACCUUGGUAACUCGCGGCCGCCUGGUGUGCCGGCAGUGGAGGGAUUUGAUCGACAGCCCCCUCCUCUGGACGCUCCAGUUCAAAAGGGACCCUUCCAAGUGGGAGGCUCUCUGGGCUUCCCUGGAAGCUGCCCGUCAGUGCCCCCGCAUGGAGUGGUGCCGGGUGGGAAUCCUGCAGCCCUUUGGGAGGAACCUGAUCAAGAACCCUCGUGGGGAAGAACAAUUCCAGCACUGGCAGGUCGGACAUGGGGAUGGCAUGUGUCUGGGGGGCAACACCUGCUGGAUCUCACAACUCAUCGAUUUGGUGACGGAAGGUUUGUGGGAAGACCUCUUGGACACAUUCCAACCAGAUAUUUUUAUCUCUGACUGGUGGGGCACCCAUGAAAAAUGUGGCUGCACUUACAACAUCUACGUCGUCCUCCUGGCAGCAGACAAAAAGUCAGUGAUUGCCAGAUUUGUCACAGAGACAGACUCCACAGAGGAAUGGAACAUCCCCUUUCAGCUGGCUUUGCACGUCUUCAGACAGUAUGGCCCCGGAGCGUUCCAGCACAUCGGCAAUCGGCCCACAGCAGAGCACACGGAAGCUCACGUCACCCACUCUACUGUCCUGGUGAAAUUCUCACAGUGUCACAGCCCUAGUCUUGUCCAAUAAACAAAUCAGUACUGUGAAA
This is a messenger RNA of Sphaerodactylus townsendi, 1056 nucleotides long. RefSeq names its product F-box only protein 17-like. The record is from RefSeq and is a predicted model, not a curated record. NCBI's taxonomy places the organism in Eukaryota, Metazoa, Chordata, Lepidosauria, Squamata, Sphaerodactylidae. Gene Ontology annotation, biological process: glycoprotein catabolic process; SCF-dependent proteasomal ubiquitin-dependent protein catabolic process. Gene Ontology annotation, cellular component: SCF ubiquitin ligase complex; cytoplasm. Gene Ontology annotation, molecular function: ubiquitin protein ligase activity; protein binding.